Messenger RNA from Cornus florida, 1043 nucleotides. RefSeq lists its product as uncharacterized. Bases 154 to 702 code for a protein of 182 amino acids. NCBI's taxonomy places the organism in Eukaryota, Viridiplantae, Streptophyta, Magnoliopsida, Cornales, Cornaceae. The transcript is spliced from 4 exons. The record is from RefSeq and is a predicted model, not a curated record.
AAUGCUCGACAGAAAAUACUGAUAAGGCAAAUUCACAAAGUCUGAAUUCGGAGGUCUAUUGGAGAUGCCCUAACGAAAUCCAUUUCAAAGUCCGUCCAAUUGGGUGAGCCAGCUUCUCACACACAGUCACACAUACAAAGAAAAGGUCCGCCAAUGUCGUCUUCGAGACCUCUCACCACCGCGUCAAGACUGUUUUCCAUGUCCCUCCGCCGCCUCCAGCACCACCAUCGCUUCAAACCUUUUUCUCCCUCGGCCGCUCACUCGUUCAGUACCGGCCCCACUCCAUAUACCAAACUCCCCUUCGAUCCGCGUCUAUAUACCAAAAACCCCUUCGGAGUGGCUGAACAAAAUGGUGCGCCGAGAACGGCUUAUGAUAAGACAAUAGUGAAUGACAGCUUCUAUGUUGUCAGAUGGGACCUGCCUGGUAUAGCCUCGGAGGAUCUGAAAAUUUGGGUGAACGAGAAGAAAGAAUUAGUGUUGGAGGGAAAGAUCAAGGGCGAGCCCAAGUAUGAGUAUAGUGGAGGCGACUACAGUUGCUCCAUUCCAAGCUUUCCAGAGCUCUUCCAUGUGGAGCAGUUCACGGCUGAGUUGAAACAUGGGGUCGUCUGGAUUAUUCUUCCACUCACCGAAAUGGCCAAGAAGGCCAUGAAGUAUGAACCCGAAGUCUUCGGGAAAAGGACGAGCUCUGAUUUCAAUUCUUGAUGGAGGAGAAGGCUACUGCAAUUCAACAAAGUAACAGGCUUCGUUAGGAACUGGAACCCUUGAGGCGUGACAGCAACAAAAGUUCUGGAUGAAGAUGCUGUGGGACUUCAUGAGAAUUAUUGUUGAAGGACAUUGAAAACGUCAUGUCUAAUAGUCUAUUCCUAUUUUAAACAGGUAGUAUUGUGAUUUUCUAAGUCAUGUCGGAUAUUAAUGGGAUUUUCUUCCGGUGUAAGUUCAUGAAAUGUAAUUUAAUCUUAUGGUACAGAAUGGGGAACUUCAUGUGUGUUUCUUUUUGAACUUUGAGAGGUUUAUAUGACCACACUCCACAAGUUCCAAUUUUA